UUUUUAAGUUAGUGGUUUUAAAGAGCCUUACUGGAGUGUCAGCUUUCUGAAAUGCCACCUAAAAAAGCUGCAACCUCUGAAGUAAUUCCAGAGUCUUCUGAUGCACCCAAGAAAGAUGAAAAAGUGUUGGCAAAAGCCAAAUCAGAUUCCAGCAAGGCACCACCUGUGGCACGGAAACCUGCUCUUCAUCCACCAACAAUGGUCAUGGUGAAAGAAGCGAUUACGGAGUUGGACUCAAGGAAGGGUGUCUCCUUGCAGGCCAUUCGUGGCUACAUAACUGAGAAAUAUCCAUCUGUGGACCCUAUAAGGUUGAAAUACAUGAUACGCAAGGCUCUGAGCAAAGGAAUCGAGGGAGGGGUUUUGGUUAGGCCAACAAACUCAACAGCCACCGGCGCCCAGGGGAGGUUCCGGCUAGCAGUCAGGGCUAAGGUGAAGGCGCCCAAGCUAAAGACCACUGAGAACACGGAUCCCAAUCUAGAGAAGGCUCCACAGACUGCCAAGGCUGGACCCAAGGCCAAGGAGACAGAUGCUGAGAAAAAAAAGCCUGUGACUAAAAAGCAGAAGACUUCAGAGGACGCAAAACCUAAGAAGGCUGCCAAAGUAGCGUCUGCUUCUAAGGUACCUCCUGCUAAGAAGCCUAAGGCCAAGAAGCCUGCCGAGGGGGUGGCCGAGGACCAGUCCAAACCCAAAGCAAAGACCACCAGGGCGGCCAAGGGCGAGGGGGCGAGCGAGGGGGCAGCCAAGACAAAAAAAGUAAAGGCUAAAGCUUCCCAGAAGCCUGCAGCGGGCGGCAACGGUGAGACUGCCCUUCCUAAAACCACAGGGAAACGAGGCAAGAAAGCGGUGGUAGUGGCGGCAGCAGCAGAGUGACUUCACACAGUUCCUCUACAUGUUGGGUUUUAAUAACGCACUUAGUGUUUUGGUAGUUGUCUUGUUCAGUUGUACUGAAUAUAGAUGUUCAUAUUUAGUCAUACUCUUUCUGUAGGCAGGUGCCAUUCAGUGUGGGGGGGGUUGUGGGCUUUGAAUAAAGUGGGUUUUUUUGAAA
Molecule: messenger RNA, 1045 nt
Organism: Esox lucius (northern pike)
Lineage: Eukaryota; Metazoa; Chordata; Actinopteri; Esociformes; Esocidae
Product: protein B4
Exons: 5
Coding region: 52-870 (272 amino acids)
Biological process (GO): nucleosome assembly
Cellular component (GO): nucleosome
Molecular function (GO): DNA binding
Source: RefSeq, a predicted model, not a curated record